Antrostomus carolinensis (chuck-will's-widow) is the source of this 1005-nucleotide messenger RNA. RefSeq names its product RNA polymerase II-associated protein 3. The transcript has 8 exons. Gene Ontology annotation, molecular function: protein binding. The record is from RefSeq and is a predicted model, not a curated record. Gene Ontology annotation, cellular component: protein folding chaperone complex. NCBI's taxonomy places the organism in Eukaryota, Metazoa, Chordata, Aves, Caprimulgiformes, Caprimulgidae. Bases 4 to 1005 code for a protein of 333 amino acids.
ACAAUGAGUGCACCAAAUAAAGCGCUAGAACUACAGCUGCAAAUGAAGCAAAAUGCUGAAGAGCUGCAGGAUUUUAUGAGAGAAUUGGAGAGCUGGGAAAAAGAUAUUAAAGAAGUGGAUUCUGAACUAAGGAAACAGAGUGGUGUCCCAGAAGAGAAUUUGCCACCAAUUCGAAACAAGGCUUUUAAGAAAAAGAAGAAAAGCAAAAGUAAAAUCCCUUCAAAGAUAACCACUGAGGAAAACAAGAAAAACAAGAUCAAGUCUUACGAUUAUGAAGCAUGGGGAAAACUUGAUGUGGAUAAAAUACUUGAAGAACUUGAUAAAGAAGAUAGUACUCAUGAUUCUGUAUCUGCAGAAUCAGAUUCUGAGGAAGAUGGAAUCCAUAUAGAUGCAGAAAAAGCCCUUGCAGAGAAGGAAAAGGGUAAUAACUACUUUAAACAAGGGAACUUUGAUGAAGCUAUAAAAUGCUACACUAGAGGAAUGCAUUCUGAUCCAUACAAUCCAGUAUUGCCCACAAACAGAGCAUCAGCUUUUUAUAGAAUGAAGAAAUUUUCUGUGGCAGAAUCUGACUGCAAUUUAGCACUUGCUUUAGAUAAAAAUUACACAAAGGCUUAUGCCAGAAGAGGGGCUGCUCGCUUUGCCUUGAAAAAUCUUCAAGGUGCUAAAGAAGAUUAUGAAAAAGUUUUAGAGCUGGAUGCAAACAACUUUGAAGCAAAAAAUGAACUGAAGAAAAUUGAUCAGGCUCUGUCAUCAAAAGAAAGUUCAGAACAGAAAGAGCUUGAAGAUGCAGUCAGACCAGAAUUAACAGAUGAAGAGAAGCAGCGCAUUGAAGACCAGCAGCUCAAGCAGAAGGCUAUUACAGAAAAAGAUCUCGGUAAUGGUUAUUUCAAAGAAGGAAAGUAUGAGACUGCAAUAGAAUGUUAUACCCGUGGUAUAGCAGCAGAUGGCACCAAUGCACUUCUGCCAGCUAACAGAGCCAUGGCCUACCUAAAGAUUGAAAAGUAA